ACCGCCCCUGAUCCUUGUAGAAAAUAUAAGCUACAAGAAAUUUGAAAAGAAAUGUGAAAGAGCAAAUGCAUCAAAAUUCUGGGAAUAUGAAAAUGGCACUGUCACUAUAAUUGAGUUGCCAAGGAGAGAUCAUGAGAUUGCACAUGGUGAAUUCUCUAAACAAUUUUUAUCUGCUUUUCAUAAUGUGCCAUUUCAAGACCAAGUUAAUAAUGUUGGAUCAACAAAUAUGUACUUUUCAGUAUUUAGUUUGCAUGCAUAUAUUAUUGUAUCAAACCUAACUCUGUUGUAUUCAGCUUGCUAUACUCCAGGACAUGGUGGACACAGGGGAACUUAUAAACAGUCAGAUUCUUCAUUUGUACCAAACUUUCUGCCUAAACCAGCUCAAUAUCCAAGUGAUUCUGAGGGUAAUCCUUGGCCAACUGUCAUCGUUGAAGUGGCUAAUACCCAAACUUUUGCAAGUAUAAUCCAAAAGACCACUCAAUUCUGGUUGGCUCCAAAUCGAGUAGAAGAUGUUAUUAUAUUAAAAUUAUGGCAUUGGGAUUCAAGUAGGGAUCAAAAUGGAACCCCUUUACACCGUUUAACAGUUCACCCUCAAGUGCAUGGGAAUUACCAACCAGCUCAAGUGAUUGAAUUUGGAACAAUUGAUAGAAGUCAGCAACCAUAUGGAGGAUGCUCUGCUCCAGGAAUGCGCACUUUGAGUAUUUCACCUCAUUGCAUUUACAAGGGCUGUGCUUGUCAAAAUCCACCACUCUCACCAUACCCAAUUGCAAAUAAUGUAAUCAUUGAUUUAUUUUAUAUUCAGCAGAAAAUAUUUAGAGUUAUGUAA
Molecule: messenger RNA, 826 nt
Organism: Entrophospora candida
Lineage: Eukaryota; Fungi; Glomeromycota; Glomeromycetes; Entrophosporales; Entrophosporaceae
Source: the annotation of a GenBank genome assembly